Messenger RNA from Centruroides sculpturatus (bark scorpion), 521 nucleotides. RefSeq lists its product as uncharacterized. The transcript has 4 exons. The record is from RefSeq and is a predicted model, not a curated record. Bases 96 to 521 code for a protein of 141 amino acids. Lineage: Eukaryota; Metazoa; Arthropoda; Arachnida; Scorpiones; Buthidae.
ACCGUUAUAAAAGCUGACAACCAUUCAGAUUGUUAGUAUCCGUUCGCUGUCCAUCUGCUAGUCAGUUCGUUCCGGUGUUGCAAAACGUGGUUCCGAUGGCAUUCUUCGUGCGUGCACAUUUCUAUCUUUUUGUGUUAUGUUUAGCAAUACAUUACGCUGAAAGUUUACGCGGUAUACGUAAAUAUAUGUACUAUCCAUCAGAAAUGUAUUAUUACGACAAUUACGAUGAUUACGAUGAAGACAUUUACGUCAGUCAGAAGUAUUCAUCAUUCAAGAAAAAACCAAAUCAGACAACAUGGUACAAGGUUUAUAAACACGGAUUAGCAAAGAUUAACAUCACAGAUGGCACGAAUUUCACCAAAGUAGGACGUACUUAUGGCGAACACUCAUAUACUGGAAAAUUAGAGAAGUUGGAAAAUAAUUACGAUGGGGCAACUACGACCAAUUUUCCACCCGAUUAUUCACAUGAAGCGAAACUUGAUAAAAUUCGAAAGGAAGCUGAGAAAAGAAAGUGCAGUUAA